AUGCAAAUCAGCUGUCAGAGUCGUUCAAUCAACCGUCGUGUUUCGCGCGAGCAAGUCUCUGACGACCCUCAGUUCUCUGACGAGGUUGACGUCGAAGAAACGCAUGAACGAACUGUCGACGUGGACGUUUCACUGAAACCUCAGCUUUCUUACCGGCUGGCGGUCGACCGACGGUUCAAAAUGCACCAGGACGCAGAGCUGAUGCUCAACUAG
This is a messenger RNA of Soboliphyme baturini, 213 nucleotides long. The record is from the annotation of a GenBank genome assembly. NCBI's taxonomy places the organism in Eukaryota, Metazoa, Nematoda, Enoplea, Dioctophymatida, Soboliphymatidae.